CGAGUAGACCGCCAGCAUUAACCACUGGAGUUUUAGAAGAUGGGCCUUUCCAUCUAUUCUUCAAAUGUUGGCAGUGGCCACUUCAUGGGCCUGGCUGGCAUAGGCGCAGCUUCCGGAAUUGCUGUUGGGGCCUUCGAAUGGAAUACUGUAUUUAUGCUCUUCGUGCUUGGCUGGAUAUUCGUUCCUAUCUACAGCAAGGCUGAGGUGGUGACGUUACCAGAAUACCUGAAGAAGAGGUUCGGCAGCGUCCGGAUCCAGCUGUUCUUUUCUUUCGUCUUCUUAAUCGUCUAUAUCCUCAGCAGGAUCUCGAUGGAGAUUGGUUUUGGCGCCAUGUUCUUGAAGAUGGUUUGGGACAUUGAUAUUUACCAGACAAUGUUGACCGUGCUGACCAUCACCGGCGUGUAUACCAUCACAGGUGGCCUGGCCACUGUGGUUUAUGUUGAGACCUUUCAAGCUGGCAUUAUGGUUUUGGGCUCAGCCUUGUUAAUGGGUUAUGCCUUUCAUGAAGUGGGAGGGUAUCAGGAGCUGGUGAAUAAGUACUCCAAAGCCAUCCCGAGUACGAUCCAGCAGGGGAACUGGACGGCCAAGCCAGAGUGCUACAAGCCUCGCGAGGACGCUUUCCAUGUCUUCCGAAGUUGUGUCUCUGGAGACGUCCCCUGGCCCGGACUCGUCUUAGGUGCCACUACCGUCUCCUUAUUCUAUGGGUGUGCUGAUCAGGUUUCUGUCCAGCGGUUUCUGGCGGGAAAGAGCCGGCUUCACAUGGAAGGUGGCUGCCUCUUGUGCGGCUACUUAAAGCUGCUUCCCAUGUUCCUCAUGGUGAUGCCAGGGAUGAUCAGCCGCGUCUUGUUCCCAGACCAAGUGGCAUGCGUCGUACCUUCGGAAUGUGAGAAGUUCUGUGGCAGAGGAACCGGUUGUAGUGCCCUGGCUUACCCGGUGCUGGUCUUAGGAGUGAUGCCUUCUGGCUUACAAGGCUUUAUGCUGUCCACGGUGUGUGCCUCUCUCAUGUCUUCCUUGACGUCCAUUUUCAACAGCUCCAGCGCCCUGUUCACGCUGAACAUCUACACCUGGAUCCGGCCCACCGCCACUGAGAAGGAGCUCAUGAUAGCCGGCAGGUUUUUCGUUAUAAUCUUACUUGCCGUCACCAUUGUCUGGAUCCCCAUUGUAGAAAUGGCCCCCAGCGAGACACUGUUUGAGUACAUGCAGAUUCUUAAGAGCUGUCUGACACCGAGCGUGACUGCCGUCUUCCUGCUGGCUGUGUUUUGCAAGAGGGUGAACGAGCAGGGUGCCUUCUGGGGGCUGAUUCUGGGAAGCACAAUUGGUGUCUUUCGACUGCUGGCUGAGUUUUACUAUGGCCCCCCGACCUGCAGGGAAGACCGCCAGUGUCCCAUAUUCAUCUGCGGCCUCCAUUACCUCUAUUUUGGCUUUUGCCUUCUCUUGGUCACCAUUCUGAUCAUACUGGCCAUCUCCUUAGCCACGGAACCGAUUGCAGAUGACCAUCUCCACGGUCUUUGCUGGGGUUUACGGAACAGCCAACAGAGGAGAGUGGCUUUAGACAAGGAUAUGAGGUGGAAGACCUUCCCCAGCUUCACAUCCCAGCCAGGUAUGUUUGGAGAGGCCCACACCUGCAUCUGGAAGUUCUGGGACUUGUUCUGUGGUCUCGACUUAGAGCUAAAGUGUAAGACAGGUCCCGAGAACACCAGCGAGGAGGAGUUAGAGGAAACCUGGAAGCAGAUGGUAUCCAACAACACGUCAUCGGCCUUAGAGAUUCUGGCCAGGAGAAUGGCGGCCAGAAAGACUGAGGAACACAGAGACAGGAUGAAGGACUGGAACGACGAACCGGAGAGCCCCUUCUGGAAGAGAGUCGUGCAGGCUAACGUGAUCCUUUUGUUCCUGCUUCUCAUUAUCGCGCACGUCUAUUUUGCCUGAUGACUCAGGACGCACCCUUCCCAGACUGCCAAGUGUUUCCUUUACAGAGACCCAACAAUACGGGGCCAACACUGAACACUGGCUCGAAGGCUAUGCGGCAAGCACUAACAACUGGCGCGCAUGCGUGGACAAGAGACAAAGCCGUCCUUGUGUUUACAAACUACGCCAGUGGAGGACAGCAGCUCCUCUCCCAGGCGAAUCCUCGUCUCUAAAUUUCUUAGGUGAUACAGGCUUUCCUUUUUAACUUUAAUGCUGGCUUAAAAAAAAAAAAACUAUGAUAUUUUGGAAUAUAUUUAAAAAAAUAUCUCCCCACUCAAUAUGGCUUUUCUGUCUCUGCAUCUGGGAAGCGCGGCCGAGCGGAAGGAAGUCCAGCUCCACUCUUGCCUGUAGGCUCUCGCCCACAGGCGUUGAACCAAUGUCGACGCCCACUCAGGCUACCAAGGAGCGACAGCUACCUCCUGGAUGCAAACUUCAGCUGGUCAGGGAUGCUCUAAAGGAAUUGGUUCUUAAACCACGACCACCAACUGGCUUCUGUUGCUCUGGUUCCCUAGAGGGUAGAGGGAGGGUCCACUCCUUUGCUAUAUCUCUUCUUAGCCACACCCCGUUUCUUACAAUAAGGGGAGGAGGGCGCUCUGGGUGAGAUUCUUUUUAGCCUAUACGGCCAGGCACUCCUGGGCUAUGUCUCUAUGGGAAUUCCCUAAACUUCUCUUUCUUCAUCUCGGAUCAUAAUAAAUGAUGUGUCGUUA
This is a messenger RNA of Rattus rattus (black rat), 2672 nucleotides long. Its product is annotated as sodium/glucose cotransporter 1-like. Gene Ontology annotation, cellular component: plasma membrane. The transcript is spliced from 14 exons. Gene Ontology annotation, biological process: transmembrane transport; sodium ion transport. The record is from RefSeq and is a predicted model, not a curated record. Bases 40 to 1926 code for a protein of 628 amino acids. NCBI's taxonomy places the organism in Eukaryota, Metazoa, Chordata, Mammalia, Rodentia, Muridae. Gene Ontology annotation, molecular function: D-glucose:sodium symporter activity.